AUGCCGCCCCCAGCGCUGCUGUGCGCCCUCUGCUGCGGCCUCUUGGCCAAGGUCGCCCGCGCAGGCUUCUCGGAGGACCGCUGCAGCUGACAGGGCAGCGGCCUGACUCAGGAGGCCGGCAGCGUGGGACAGCUGGCCCUGGCUUGUGCGGAGGGCGGGAUCCAAUGGUUACCAGCCGACGUGCUGCGCUUGACCCUGGGCGGCUCUGACUCCGGCGCCCGGCCCCGCACCUGCCUGCAGCCGGUGAGGCCCUUCGCAGGCGUCCAGGUCUUCGCUGAGCGGGCGGGCGGCGCCCUGGAGCUUCUCCAGCCCCACCUCCACCCCCACCCCCCAGGCUGGUGUCUCUGGGCCCUGAAGGCAGGUGGGGGAGACCACGGUGGGCAGCUCUGGGAGGCCACACGGGUGACCGCAUAUGCAAGAUCAGUGAGCCAGAGCGUGCACCAGGACACUGAGCUUCAGCAGCCUGCAGGUAUCACCCCCAAUGCAGGGUGUCUUUGGGGUUUGUACACAUGUGCUCCCUGGGAUCCCAACUCCCUGAUGGCCCGGAGCGGGUGUCUGGUCACUUGCCCUCUCCCUCCUGCUUCUGGCUGGUGGGGGGAGGCCUUGGGUCAUCCAGAAGAGGGCAGGGCCUACACUGACCAUAUCCCCUGCAUGCCAGGUGUCUGCAGGCCCUGUAGUGACACCGAGUUUCUCCUGGCCUUGUGCACUAGUGACUUUGUGAUCCAUGGGACCAUCCACAGGAUUGCCCACGACACAGAGCUGCAGGAAUCUGUUAUCACCGUGGCAGCUGUCCGUGUUUUCCGCCAGACACUGCCACUGUUCCAGGGGGGCUGUGGGGACCAGGUACAGGCCCCCAUUCGCACUCCACUGCGCCGUGGUGUCUGCCCUGGCCCUGGCACCUUCUUCUUUUUGGGCUGGAGCCAUUUUGGUGAGGCCUGGCUUGGCUGUGCACCCCGCUUCCAGGGAUUCAGCCGUGCCUAUACAGCUGCCCAUGCCAACCAUCUCUACCCCUGUGAGGUGGUGCUGGACUGA
Molossus molossus (Pallas's mastiff bat) is the source of this 1032-nucleotide messenger RNA. RefSeq names its product meteorin, glial cell differentiation regulator (gene METRN). Gene Ontology annotation, biological process: positive regulation of axonogenesis; glial cell differentiation. Gene Ontology annotation, molecular function: hormone activity. The record is from RefSeq and is a predicted model, not a curated record. Lineage: Eukaryota; Metazoa; Chordata; Mammalia; Chiroptera; Molossidae.